AUGGUCUAUAUCAAUAACAAACACGAAUUCAUCACAAAAGUAUCGCAAUUAUAUUCUGAAACAAAGGAUAAACAUUCGAUAUGGAUGACUUUUAAAAAAUAUACUCCGAAAGAACAAAAACCAAAAUCCGAAAAACAACAACAUUUCAAUAGUACAAAGAAAUCAUCAUCGAGUGGUGGUAUUAAAAAGAAACAGCCUCAACAUGAAGGAUGUUUGAUUCGUGUAACCAAUGGUAAAGACAAGAAAUAUUCAACCAUUGUAUUAUAUAAGGAUUUGGCAACAUUUCAAAGUCAUUUAUUCAAUAUUUUGAGAGAUCAUUUGAGUGCAUCAUUGAAACAGCCUUCUUCAUCGACCACAACCAGCAGUACUGGCACUGCUACUAAUACUACUACUGCCACAACAAGUGCUACUAAUACUACUACUGCCACAGCUACGACCGAUAAGAAAAAGAAGAAAAAGAAGGCUGAUCUUUAA
Molecule: messenger RNA, 474 nt
Organism: Naegleria fowleri
Lineage: Eukaryota; Heterolobosea; Eutetramitea; Acrasida; Naegleriidae
Exons: 2
Coding region: 1-474 (157 amino acids)
Biological process (GO): SRP-dependent cotranslational protein targeting to membrane
Cellular component (GO): signal recognition particle, endoplasmic reticulum targeting
Molecular function (GO): 7S RNA binding; endoplasmic reticulum signal sequence receptor activity
Source: RefSeq, a predicted model, not a curated record